AUGCGUUCUGUUCAAGAGAAGCCCACACCAACGACCAGGGAGGUCGACCCUGCACGUGUCGACUCCGGGGAGGGAAUGCUCGCUCUGCCAGAUGUCGAAAGAGUUCGUGCAGACGUCACUAGAAGAGCGUCGGUUGUCGAUGACGCAUUCGGUAAUGAAGAGGGUGCUCAAGUCAGGUAUAAGACCUGUAAUUGGGUUCAAACAGCGCUCCUUAUGAUUGCUGAGACCAUCUCACUCGGUGUGCUCGCUCUUCCUCAGGCUGUUGCCCAUCUUGGACUCGUCCCUGGCCUUCUCUUAAUUGCCUUUCUCGGCAUCGUCGCGACAUACACCGGCUUCGUCAUCGGUCAGUUCAAAGAAGCAUUUCCGGGAGUGUGUAGUUUUCCCGAUGUCGGCUUCCUCAUCGCAGGUCGGUUCGGACGCGAAUUCAUGGCCGUGUCCAGCAUCCUCAUCCUCGUCUUCAUCAUGGGCGCUCACAUCGUCUCAUUUAACCUCAUGAUGAACUGGCUCACAAACCACGCCACCUGCACAAUCGUAUGGGCCGUCAUCGGCACUCUGGUGUCCUUCAUAAUCGGCAUGCCCCGCAAGAUGUCAGGCCUCUCCUGGACUUCCGCAGCCUCAUGCAUCUCGAUCUUAAUUGCCGUCCUCAUCACCCUUGUCGCCCUCGCCGUCCGCGCUCCCUCGCCCGGCAACGUCUCCGCCGUUGUGAGCACCUUGCCCCUGCACUCGUCCAUUGUUGCCGUUAUGACCAUGAUCCUCGCAUACGCCGGUCACGUUGCCUUCUUCAGCUUCCUCGGCGAAAUGUCACAGCCGCGUGACUUCAAGAAAGCCCUUGCCUUCAUGACGACAACGACCUGCACCUUCUACAUGGUUAUCGCAGCAGUCAUCUACUACUACGCCGGCUCCACCGUGACGUCCCCCGCACUCGACGGCAUCGGCAACCCAACCAUUACAAAAGUCGCUUACGGCAUCGCAGCACCCACAAUCGUAGUGGCAGGCGUCGUCAACGGCGCCGUAGCCGCAAAGUACAUCUACACCCGCUACUGGGCCGGCACACGCGUGAUCCACGAACGCUCUUUCAAGUCCCUCGCAUCAUGGUACUUCAUCAACGCAAUUCUCUGGCUCGUCGCCUUCAUCAUCGCCGAAGCCAUCCCAAACUUCCACGUCUUGCUCUCCCUAAUCGGCAGUCUGUUUUGCUCGUGGUUCAGUUACGGUCUGCCGGGUGGGCUGUGGCUGUACAUGAACAAGGGUCGGUGGACGAGCAGUAAACGCAAGAUUGCGCUUGCCGUGGUGAAUGCGGGGAUCUUGUGUCUGGGUGCGACGAUUUGUGUGUUGGGCACGUGGGCGGGUGCGAAGGCGUUGGCGAAUGGAGAGGGUGGGAGGUCGUUUAGUUGCGGUGAUAAUAGGUCUCAUUGAUGGGAGAAUGCAGUCGAGGAUAUUUGGUUGGUGUUGUAUAAGUAUUUGGCAGUUUGGAUUCUCUAUAUCUGUGAUUUUGGACAAAAGCAGCAGCGGUAUAAUCAUUAGCAUUCCGUGCUCUUCUUAACAGGCAGGGCAUGUCGUGUUCUGGAUAUACUGUAGUUUUUUGUAUCCCAGACGUGUCUCUCUCAUGCGUUGUAGGUGAGGAGGUUGAUGCUGUGUACGUGACGUGUGCACCGAUGCGCAUUGCAGGGUAUGGGUAAGAUUAUACUAUGAGAACAACGCAUAAGCACAAGUCGUC
Pseudovirgaria hyperparasitica is the source of this 1714-nucleotide messenger RNA. Its product is annotated as amino acid transporter. The transcript is spliced from 6 exons. Gene Ontology annotation, biological process: amino acid transmembrane transport. Gene Ontology annotation, molecular function: amino acid transmembrane transporter activity. Gene Ontology annotation, cellular component: vacuolar membrane. Bases 1 to 1413 code for a protein of 470 amino acids. The record is from RefSeq and is a predicted model, not a curated record. Lineage: Eukaryota; Fungi; Ascomycota; Dothideomycetes; Acrospermales; Acrospermaceae.